GCCAAGGCACUGUAUGACUUUGAGGCAGAGAAUCCGACCGAACUCGCGUUUGAGGAAAACGACAUGCUAUUUAUCUCGUACAAGCAGUGCGACGGCUGGCUGGUCGGCUAUAAGGGAAACCAGGUCGGAUUGAUUCCGGAAAACUAUGUCGAGUUCAUUUGA
This is a messenger RNA of Linderina pennispora, 162 nucleotides long. Its product is annotated as Sh3 domain of Nbp2. Gene Ontology annotation, molecular function: protein binding. Lineage: Eukaryota; Fungi; Kickxellomycota; Kickxellomycetes; Kickxellales; Kickxellaceae. The annotation marks the transcript as partial. The record is from RefSeq and is a predicted model, not a curated record. The transcript has a single exon.